Messenger RNA from Penicillium pulvis, 219 nucleotides. RefSeq lists its product as uncharacterized. The transcript is spliced from 2 exons. Bases 1 to 219 code for a protein of 72 amino acids. The record is from RefSeq and is a predicted model, not a curated record. Lineage: Eukaryota; Fungi; Ascomycota; Eurotiomycetes; Eurotiales; Aspergillaceae.
AUGUCUUUGUGGAGCACCUAUCGCGGACUGACCCCGAAAACCCGGGCCCUCUUCGGCGUCGGCGUGAUGGCCUGGGCUACCAUUGGUCUAUGGACUACGCCCCAGGUUGAGAGUGCUCUUGGCAUGCAGUCGACCAAGGAGGAGCAGGAGGCUUUGGAUCGGAAACUUGCGGUGCGGGUUACAAGGAUUGGGGAUGAGAAGGAGAAUGAGGCGAACUGA